This is a messenger RNA of Dermacentor silvarum, 754 nucleotides long. Its product is annotated as receptor expression-enhancing protein 5. NCBI's taxonomy places the organism in Eukaryota, Metazoa, Arthropoda, Arachnida, Ixodida, Ixodidae. The coding region runs from base 6 to 701 and encodes 231 amino acids. The record is from RefSeq and is a predicted model, not a curated record. The transcript is spliced from 5 exons.
UGAGGAUGCAGCGACCCACCACGGUCAGCGAGGAUGUGGUCUCGCUCCUAGCGUCCCUGGAGCAGGGCCUGCACGAGGUUGGACCGCAGCUGCAGUGCCUGCUUGGCAUGCUUGAGUGGCAGACAGGCCAGAAGCGGUCCACCCUGUUCAUCAUCAUGGUCACGCUCCUGUGCAUCUACAUGGUCACCAGCAAGAAUGCCCCGCUUGUGUGUGGCCUUGUUGUCUACCUCAUCGCUGCCUACUCCUCCUUUCACAACAUAGAAAAUUCUUCCAAAAGUGACGACAGCCGAUGGAUUACUUUCUGGCUCAUCUUUGGCCUCUUCAACAUGCUGGACUACUUCACUGACCAGAUUAGGGAGAACUUCCCACUCUUUUGGUUGUUCAAGCUUUUAUUCUUGACCUGGUGUCUGGCGCCGACUGGAACCAACGGUGUGACCAUCAUCUAUUUUCACCUGCUGUAUCCACUCUUUCUUGGCAUGAAUGACCGCUGCGCCAUGGUCACAGACUUCGAAAGCGGCCGGGCAUUCUGUAGCCGCGUUUGGCAUCGCUGCUACCCGUGGGCACAGGAGCCGGAACCACUAGCCAGGAAAAUGGAAGAUUCUGGAGAGCCUGCCCGGUCAGUCUACCUUUCACCUGCAGCUUAUUGCACAAAUGUAACCAUUUGCAUUGUUUGCACUUGCACCCUGCCACUUGUUUCCUAGUCUGUCCUUAUUCCACAAUAUCUAUUAUCAUAUCCCACAGCUCUGCCUUUAAU